This is a messenger RNA of Lentinula edodes (shiitake mushroom), 2511 nucleotides long. RefSeq lists its product as uncharacterized. Gene Ontology annotation, biological process: adenylate cyclase-activating G protein-coupled receptor signaling pathway. The coding region runs from base 417 to 2225 and encodes 602 amino acids. The transcript is spliced from 8 exons. NCBI's taxonomy places the organism in Eukaryota, Fungi, Basidiomycota, Agaricomycetes, Agaricales, Omphalotaceae. Gene Ontology annotation, cellular component: plasma membrane. The record is from RefSeq and is a predicted model, not a curated record. Gene Ontology annotation, molecular function: G protein-coupled receptor activity.
UUGGGCCUAUGGCUCAUUUGAGCUCUGGGCUAUGUUACGGAUUAUGCGUUACGUGCCAAAAAUUUUACCCGCAGCAUCAAUUGCCUAUGGUCAAACACUGUUUCAUCGAACUGUAUGCCUGUGUAGCACACCAGAGCACACCCCAUAGCAUACCAUCAUAAAUUUGACGACAUGUAAUCCAAAUGCGGAUGAAGGGAAGAACAUUGAAAUGAAAACAUGGGUCAACAAUCUGAACUUCUUCCUCUGUACCACUCAGGUCAUUUCAAUAUUUCGUUUCAUUCAGGACCGGUUUCCUUUCGUUUCUUCUCGAGAAACUGAUUUUCGAAAGACUGGCGCUGGACGACCAAUUUGCGUCAAAUUUCUCAAAAUCCACGCACCAGUUUGUUAGAACGAAAUCGUUUCCUCUAAGUUUCGCAAUGCAGAAUCAGACAGUAUUGCCAAUUCCGUCGAAUGAAGUCGCCGGUGCUAUCGUUGUCAAUGCCUUUGCGAUUCUUUCAACCCUUUCCCUGUUCUGCAUAUUUUUGCGUGUUUCUUGGUUGGGGAUCCUUCGUGUCCUGGGGGAGAACGUUGCACAAACAUUAUUCAAUACCCAACUGGGAUACUAUGCCGCUUGCUUGCUUAUUGCGAACAUGAUCAAUGGAAUAGCGGGAUUGUUGGGUCUUCCGUUCUUGGUGAACCGUGCCAUUACAGAUAAUGCUAUUUGCACGUCCCAAGCCGCCGUUAUGCAGGUCGGGAAUAUAGCGACAGCAUACUUCACGGUAGCGAUUGCAUUUCAUACGUUCAAUUCUCUGGUGCUUCGCAAACGACAGUCGAUUUACGUUUACGGGCCUACCAUUUUGCUUGGCUGGGUUGUUUCGCUUGUGCUCGGUGAGCACUGGUUUGAUCUAUGUUAUUCGAUCUCGUUACACCUUAUGUUAGGUUUUCUUCCCCUAAUCUCGAACUUGGGUCCUGUUUACGGACCCUCAGGAUUGGCAUGCGGGGUCAGAGCCUCAUUGAAAAUGCAACUGUUCUUCUUCCAUCUUCUGCCUAUUUUCUUGGCCGCCGUGCUUUCGGCUAUCCUAUACACUCUCAUUUUUCUUGUGCUGCGGGGGUUUAUUGCAAUUAAGGGGGGAGUCAGGGUAACUUCAGAUUCCACUUAUCAGCAGUUUGUUACUAGCAUUGCUCGUAGUAUGCUAUGGUAUCCUGCAGCUUACAUCCUGCUUCUCGUGCCCUACUCAGUCACUCGGCUGUUGUCUAUCAGAGGAUUUGUGAUUCCCUUUCAGGUGACGGUGUUUGCUUUCGUCUGUUGGUUCGCUCUAGGUAUCGCGGAUGCUCUGCUUUUGUUCAACACGUUCCGCGUUCUCAGUCCUGCUUUUGAGGCCAAAUCAGCCUCCGGAGGUCAAGCGGAUUUGGAGAGCUUUGGAACAGCAGAAACUUUCAAACGACGAUUCUCACUGGGCUCUCAAGGACCCCUUCAGUUGAAUUUGACUGAAGCAAUGAUCAAGGAAUACAGAGGAACUUCACUGAGCUCACCUUCCUCGUACAAUGCCAGUAGCACGGUCUCGUAUCCUGAGCGUGCUGCAAGUGCGCAAAGCUCGUACCGCCAUGCCACUGCAGAGGAAGUCAAUCGGCAAAUCUCCCCAGUGUCGAUCCUGAAUGAAAGCAUUGUCGUAGAAGCUCCUGGAAGUAUGAUUGCCUCUCGGCCUCCAGCCCGGGUUUCAAAUGUAGAUCAUAUCCGACAGGAAUCCCAAAGCUCGACUACCAGUCUUCCUAUCCCUCCCCGGCGUACCCCUCCGCCUUCUCAUCUGAUCAUUGACCAUCCGUCUACUUCGAGCCUGAGCAGUCCCAGUUCCGUCGCACCAAGUUCUUUAUCACGGCCUGUCCCAGCACGACCUUCGCUCUCACCCAGAAAUGUCGCACUGUCCUCAUCCGCCCGUUCUUUUUCCCCUCAGAAAGAACGUGCCCGCGUCUCUGAGGCUUCUACAUCCUCCUUGACGUCGGAGGACCUGGACGUAACGAGCUGGCUAGCGAAUCAAAAUGCCAAUGGAUACAUGCCUACUGGGCUCCGAAAUCAGCCGAUGCUGAGUGCCGUGAGGCCAAACUUCCCUUCAACUGUGGCUCCCAUGAAUAUUCCAGCUUCACCGGCAGCACGCCUGCGUCCUCUUCUGCUCGCCAGUGUUGAAAGGACCGGAUCGAUGAUUCUCGCCGAGCACUACAACAGGAUGUAUAGCCCACACAGUUCUUGAAUUUUUGCGGGGAAAUAUUUGGCCUUCGACUCCUUUAUUUUGUGAAAUCUGGAGAACGCUGGUGUCGUUCGAUUGCUGUAUCAAUAUCGGGUUGUUUUCCUUUCUUGUUCAUGACCGGCCCCUCUAUCACUCGUUUAUAUUCGUUCUUACUGUAUCAUAUGUUUCGCCUACUCAGACAGGCAUUCUGACUCUACAGCUGAGCUCACUAGUUACCGUACAUGUAAUCGAUGUUUGUACAUACACGGUAUCUUACACUACCACGCACAAAGCAACUCUUUGUCCUUGA